AUGGGUUUAGGUAGGACCAAUUAUUGGAUACCGAGAUUGGUGGCUCCACUAUUGACGGCUCCGACCGCCGCCACAGUGUGGCUGAUCUUCUUACCUAUUGCAAAGACUUCCAAUCUAAGAGUUGUUGUCCACGUGAGUGUUGAGAGGGUUCUUGUAGCCUCAGAUUCGGAUAACGCCGAAACGAAACACUCCGCCAUAGGAGUGGUUUAUCGCGAUAACUGGGGUUUCAGCUUAGAUUAUCCGUGUGGAACCCGGAAUGGCCAUGCGUGGCAGUUGGUUCCCACCGUCGAUUUUCGUAGCAGCUUUGAAAGGGAUCACAUAUUUGUGGUGAGCACUACUCCCUUUGAUCUCUUUGUCUUCUCUGUUGCUGAUUUUUCCACCAAAUCGUUUCUGUUCAGCCCCAAUUCAGUUUUUAGACGGAAAAAAAACAUGGCUGCAAGUUCUGCAGCUGCCAUCCUGAUCCCUGCUGCUCAGACAAUCCUGGGUGGCUUGAUUCCACUUGUAACCCAGCAGAUUAACCUCGCAAGGGGUUUCGAAGAAGACCUCAGAAAGCUCCAAAGAAGAUUGGAGAACAUUCAAGCUCUUCUCCGUGAUGCUGAGAGAGGGAGAAUACCAUCAGAAGCCCUGAAAAAGUGGCUGAAAAGUCUCAAGUCGGUGACCUGCGAUAUGGAGAAUGUGCUGGGUGAGUUUGCGUAUGAAGCUCUUCGAAAGAAGUUGGAGGUCGGAAACCGGAAGAGGGACAAGGUACGCCACUUCUUCUCGCCCUCUAAUCCACUGGCAUUUCGGUUCAAGAUGGCUAAUAGGGUGAAAGAUAUCAAUUCGUUAUUGGACGAAAUUGGUAAAGAAACAAAUAAUAUGGGUCUUAGACCUGCGGAGCAAGUCAUGAGUGCUUCUGUUCCGCCUAGUGAGCAUAGGCCAACUACACCUUUUGUAGACGAAUCACGUUGUGUGGGGAGGGAUGGUGAUGUCGGAGUAGUAAGAAGCAUGUUACUUGGCUCUAAAGAUGAUUUAUCUUUCAUUGCUAUUGUAGGAUUGCCUGGGCUUGGAAAGACCACACUAGCACAGUUAGUUUACCAAGAUAGAAAGGUUGUGGAGUAUUUUGGUGAUAACAAAAUGUGGAUUUGUGUAUCUAAUGAUUUCAAGGUUCAAAGGUUAUUGAAUGAGAUGGUACAAUCUCUUUUUGGGGAGAAAUUUGAGAUGUCAAACAUAGAAGGUUCAGUAAGAAAGCUUGGAGAAAAACUGAAUGGAAAAAAAUACUUACUCGUGUUAGACGAUGUUUGGAAUGAGAUUCCAAAAAUGUGGGAAGACAUGAAAAGUAAUUUGAUGGGUAUAGGUGGCUCCAAGGAAAGCAAAAUUUUAGUUACUACCCGUAAUAUGGAUGUGAUCUCAGCGAUGCGGGAGCUCCAACCUCUCACCCAUCAGUUGCCUGAAUUGUCACACGGAGAUAGUUGGACCUUGUUUAGGAAAAAUGCAUUUGCAAGUGGAGGACCAAUAGAAACUAAAGCUUUGGCAGAUAUUGGUCGGAAAAUGGUAGAAAAGUGUAAGGGUGUGCCCUUGGCUAUAAAAUCGUUAGGAGGUUUAUUGUACGACAAGAAAUCUCCAACCGAAUGGGAGGAAAUUGAGAAGAGUGAAACAUGGAGACGUAAGGGUGAAAUUCUUCCUGCAUUAAGGCUUAGUUUCCAGCACUUACCCUCCCCAAGUUUGAAACAAUGUUUUGCUUAUUGUUCUAUUUUUCAAAAGGACCAAUUAAUAGACAAGGAUAACUUGAUUCAGCUUUGGGCUGGUCUAGGUUAUCUUCAGUCUCUUUCAGAAGGGAAUUUGGAGAUGGAAGACGUAGGCAACGACUAUUUUAAUAUCUUGUUGCGCAAUUCACUAUUUCAAGAUGUUCUCUUGGAUGAGAACAACGAUAUUAUUGCUUGA
This is a messenger RNA of Rhododendron vialii, 1920 nucleotides long. Its product is annotated as putative disease resistance protein RGA3. The coding region runs from base 1 to 1920 and encodes 639 amino acids. Lineage: Eukaryota; Viridiplantae; Streptophyta; Magnoliopsida; Ericales; Ericaceae. Gene Ontology annotation, molecular function: ADP binding. Gene Ontology annotation, biological process: defense response to other organism. The record is from RefSeq and is a predicted model, not a curated record. The transcript is spliced from 3 exons.